This is a messenger RNA of Caenorhabditis angaria, 614 nucleotides long. The record is from the annotation of a GenBank genome assembly. Lineage: Eukaryota; Metazoa; Nematoda; Chromadorea; Rhabditida; Rhabditidae.
AUGACAGCGAGAACAGUACCAUCUAAAAUUGUUAUUGCUGGUAACUCAAAAAUGUCACUUAAUGACAGGUAAUUUUAUUGUGAUUGAGCGGAAAAGGUUUCAAAAUAAGUUGUAUUUUUCAGAUUCGCAAGUUUGCCAAAAGCUCGACCACAGCCACAGUUUGCGAAACCAAAAAGACAUGUUUUUGGAGAAGUUGAAUAUACUGUUCCUCGUUUCAAGAGAAAUCAAAUCAGAAAUGCGAGAGGUGUUCCAAUCGAUCAACGAGUAUCUUUUCAUCAAGCUCCAAAAAUAGUAUAUGUUCCUGUAUCAAAUGGAGUUCCAUUCAAAAGAAAUCAAAAGUUCAUUGGUGCCAAAAAUUUUGUGAAUAAUCCAAAAGUUAACAAUUUCAAGAGAAAUAACUUCAAGUGAGUUUUCAUACAUAAAGACAAGAAAAUGAAUGUAUUCUUUUCAAUUUCAGACCAAAUCAACAAUUCAAACAACCAGGUGGAUUCAAAAAACAAUUUCCACCAAGAAAUCCAAAAUUUGUUGCACCAAAAAAGAAAUCAGUGGCCGAUUUGGACAAAGAAUUGGAUGAUUAUAUGAGAAAACCAAAGCACACACCAAUUACAGUAUGA